Molecule: messenger RNA, 1223 nt
Organism: Mycena citricolor
Lineage: Eukaryota; Fungi; Basidiomycota; Agaricomycetes; Agaricales; Mycenaceae
Source: the annotation of a GenBank genome assembly
GCAAGAUGUGAAACCGACUACAUGGAUCACAUUCCGCUUCAGAGCGGAGAUUCCCAACCUCGACGCUAUUGGUGUAUUGACCAUAUGACCCUGUCACCCCCCCUCGUCAUUCCGAGUGGAGUAGCUCCAUACGUCUUGCACAGGCCCUAUAAAGCAGAGACGUCCCUGCCACGCAAUCGUCAAUCAAGUACUCAACUGAAAGCAUGUCUGCCGCUACUACAACCAUGGCCGACACACUCCCAGCGGCUGUCAAGACGCAAUCGUUCGAGCUUAAGGGUGCACCGCUCACACCGAGUUCCGAAUUACCACACAUUCCUGGCGGUCUAGAUGAGAAGGAGUUGCAAGAUGCAAGGGUCGAGCCGGAGACGGACAGCCUGGUUCAGCGCGUCAUCACCAACGCUGGACAAACCGCCAAGGCGUACCUUCCACAAUCUCUUGCCGACAUGUUACCAUCGGCAGUUUCGGAGGACACCCGACCCUCUCUGAAGGAUGAGCGCGCGGCUACCGACCUGAGCAUCACCUCGCAAGCCGGGUCACUACUUCCCCCGAGUCCCGGCUCGAUUGAGACUCCGACAGCAUCUACUCCUACAUUGCACCAGUCCUCGCUUGCGAUGAGCACUGUGACAUCGGGCGCAGACUCCACUAUCAGCACGCAAGUACACACGGGCCGUGCUUCGUCUCCGACCCGUGUGUCCCCCAUCCCGAUCCCUCGUGCAGUGUCGCCCUCCGGAUCCAGUCCUGUGCUCAUACCAGGCCCCCCGCCCAAUUCGGUUGUCUCAUCCACUCUUGACACCACCACUGGUAUUUCCCCUGUCCUGGCCCGUGCGGAUGCGCAGCUUCACCGCGUGGAGGAGGAGCAGUCUCUCGACGACGAAUAUUGUCCCGACGGUGGAGCUGCGGCGAAGCACUCCUCAGCGUCUCACAGUGCUGUCACUGCCUCGGGCUGCGUCCCCGGUCGCGCGAACCAGGACAACGAGAUCAAUUCUGGAUUCUGCCCCGACGGAGGUCCGGACCAGGCUCGUGGAUCGCUGGGCUUCAAGUCCGGUGCUCCGGACACGCUGCCACCUUCUGUUCCAACGACGGUCCUGUCUCCUGAAACAUCGAUCCCGGCUGUGGACAAGGAUUCGCCGCCGCCCUCUUCGUCCUCCGACAGUGACAACGACGCAAAGCCAAAGUCUCCCAGCAGGCGCAAGCGUUUCGUCCAGAAACUAAGGAGAAAGUAG